This is a messenger RNA of Hemibagrus wyckioides, 2353 nucleotides long. RefSeq names its product endonuclease domain-containing 1 protein-like. The coding region runs from base 992 to 1903 and encodes 303 amino acids. Lineage: Eukaryota; Metazoa; Chordata; Actinopteri; Siluriformes; Bagridae. Gene Ontology annotation, molecular function: metal ion binding; hydrolase activity; nucleic acid binding. The transcript is spliced from 2 exons. The record is from RefSeq and is a predicted model, not a curated record.
CUCUCUCUCUCUCUCUCUCUCUCUUUCUGAAAUACAGUUAUAUUUCCAUGUCUUCUGGUAAUUUCAAGGUUUUUUUUUUUUUUAACUUUAACAGUCUAAUAAAUCUGCAGUUCAAGUUUGAUUAGAGUUUGUUAUGUUACAUGAGUGUGUAAAAGGUGGUUUUUAGAUGUUUGGGCCAUCCAGUUAUUCUAAUAGUGCAAAAAUAUGAACUUUGUGUUAUAAGCAUUUGGGGACGUCCUCAAGAGAUGCUGCCUUAGCGCUCCUGUGGAGAUAAGUACAGCUCUCUGGAUAAUCCCAAAUAUUAAAAAAUAUCAAUUAUUUUUUGAGGAAAAAUUAAUUCUAGCUGAUAGUCUUGUUUAAAUAACAUUAACUAAUUUAUACUUUUGAACCAGGUUUUACUGCAACUAGCAGACUGGGGAGUUUCUUAACUUAGAACAGGUUCAUAAAAUACCACAAACACCCGACUGUCUGAACAUGAAACUGACUUUAGUGCAGUAAGAAGCAGCAGCUUGCAGCUCAUCGGUCUGCGUUCAUGACAAUCACAAUAUUCACUUUACAUUAUAUUACAUUACUUCACUUUACUCAUCACACCGACUACAUGAACAAGUGCACAACUUAUGCUAAUAGUACAUGCAGUAGAUUUGUUCAUGUUUUUGUUUACAUGCAGCAUGAACUCUAUAUCCUGACAUUCAUGAGGGAAAAAAUCAACAUGUAAGAAACUGAUACUUCUAGAAAUAAACAUAAGCAUCCAAAGUAACAAACACAGUGUGUGCACAAAAGAAACUAACGUGUGUCUUGUGGUUUCCUUCACGUCUUCAGGAAGAUUUCUGCUCUUUAUCACCUCUGACAAUCCUCACACACACUCCCUUCACACACUCAUCUCACAAUCCUCACAUCACUCUUUUCUACACACUCCUCAUUACACACUUCUCACACUCUUCAUCACACACCCCACAAACACUCAUCACACACUCCUCCACUGUGUGUCAGGAUGAAGCUCCUCACUCUGGUUCUCUUGUUUUUCUCUUUCUCCUCACUGAGCCUGACAGAGGUUGUUAAUUCAUUUAAACAAUCCUGUCCUAACUUCUGCAUCCGGAACCCGAAAAAACCAAGUGACAUCAUCAUCCCCACUAUCUUCAGUGGAGAUCAGUAUAAGAUGAUUUACCUGCGCUGGAAAACCGAAUACAGGUUUGCCACCGUGUACGACACUGAGAGGAGGAUCCCUGUUUACUCCGCCUACACAUUCUCAGGGAAAGUUAAGACUAACCGCAUCAAUGUUUGGAAAAUUGAACCUCAGCUGGAAAAUAUCAAAGAAUAUAAAAGUUUGAAAGAGAUGAUUGAUUCCCCGAGAGAAGCAGGGAAAAUAUUUAACCAGGCUGUGGACUCUUAUUACAAAGACAUAAAGUAUAUUGAAGUCAUUACUAGAGGUCAUGUGUUUCCAUAUCAGUUUGCUGCUGAUCAGGAUCAAUCAGAUUCCACCUUUACGUUAACCAAUGUAGCACCACAAUCAAAUGUCAGUAACCAUAAGUGGGGCAAACAAGUGGAGGACCAGAUGCUUAAAGAAAUAAAAGAGAGCAGCACACUCAAACAAAAUCACCAGGCGUACAUUGUGACCAGGGUCGUCCCAGGGGAGAACCGGAUAUCCAUAACAACAAAUGGAAAAGUAAUUGAAAAAGGUAUUAACAUUCCCAGUCAUUUCUGGAGUGCUUUCUAUUGCAUGAAUAAAACACAUCCUAAUAUACGCACAGUGAAGACUUACUUAGCUGAGCAGGAGAACUUUAAACUUAGACACCCCAGCAUUUACAAUCUGAAUAAACAACUCAGUGAUCUGUAUGAUCUUAAGAAUAAGAAGACUAAUAUGAAAGAGACUUUCAGUGUGUUUCCAGGAUUAGACUUAAAAUAGCAUGACAAAUAGUUUUGUUGAAAUAAUGCUGAUUAAAACUUCUGCAGCAAGCAAAUUAUUUUAGGUUUUAAAAAAAAGGUGCAUAUUCUUACUAAACUUUUUUUUAACUUUUUUACUGAAUCCAGGCUUUUAUUUACAGCAAAUUUCACACUCGGCUGGAUUACUGACAAUGAUUAAUCUGUUCUAGAGAGCAAGCCGGACUAGUUAGCUAGCAUUUAGUCUUUACCAGCUUUCACUCCAAGAGCACUGUAAUGGAUACGGUGUGUGUUGGUGGUGUGUUGUUGGUGUGUUGUUGUUGUUUUCUCCAUCAUCACAAAAGGGGGUUCAGUCAGUGUGUUGAAGCAGCAAAAAAUCUAUGACUUUGUUCAGCUUCAUUUUUCUUUAAUGCUUGUACGCUCCUUUUGUGCAAAAUCUUUUUCCUCAACCCCUCUUCAGUUUGCUACUCUUGCA